CGCGCAUGCGCAGUUACCGCCAUGGCGCCGCUCCGAGUCCAUGUUCUUUACUGCGGAGCCUGAGGCUACAAACCCAAGUUUGAGAAGCUGAAGCGGGAGCUGGAGCGGCGCUUCCCGGGAGCCCUGGACGUGAGCGGCCAGGGCACCCCGGAGGUGACGGGAUGGUUUGAGGUGACCGUGGGGGGACACCUGGUCCACUCCAAAAAGAACGGCGAUGGCUUCGUGGACAGCGACCCCAAACUGCGCAGGAUCGUGGCCGCCAUCGAGUCCCACCUCGCCUAGGCCCCGCUAGGGGGGCGCUGUCGCGACGUGUCGCGAUAUAGCGCCAGAUAUCGGCGGGUAUAUCGCGAUAUAUUGGGAAAUAUGGAUGGAUAUCGCGAUAUAGCGGGAAAUAUCAAUGAAGUCACAAUACAGCGCCAGAUAUUGGCGGAUAUAUCGCGAUAUGUCGGGAAAUAUUGAUGGAUAUCGCGAUAUAGCGGGAGAUAUUGAUGGAUACCACGAUAUAUCGGGAAAUAUGGAUGGAUAUCGCGAUAUACCGGGAGAUAUUGAUGGAUAUCGCGAUAUAGCGGGAGAUAUGGAUAGAUAUCACGAUACAGCGGGAGAUAUGGAUGGAUAUCGCGAUAUAUCAGGAGAUAUGGAUGGAUAUCAUGAUAUAGCGGGAGAUAUGGAUGGAUAUCGCGAUAUAUCAGGAGAUAUGGAUGGAUAUCGCGAUAUAUCAGGACAUAUCCCCGGAUUUUGCGAUGUAUCCGGAGAUGGCCCCAGGUAUCGCGAUAUAUCGGGAAAUCCAGCGACGUAUCGCGAUAUAUGGGGAAAUCCAGCGACGUAUCGCGAUAUAUCUGCCGAUAUCGGUCGCUAUCGGGACACGUCGCGACAGCGCUGACCCCCCCGGCCCCCGCCCCCCCCCGCGCUCCAUGACGGGAAUCGCCGAAACGCCGCCGGCACCGGGCGCUGCCCUGACCCCGCGCGGGGGGACACCGGGGCUGGGGGGGCCAGAGCCCACCCUGAACCCCCAAAUCCCACCCCGAACCCCACCCCA
Motacilla alba alba is the source of this 1036-nucleotide messenger RNA. RefSeq names its product selenoprotein W (gene SELENOW). The record is from RefSeq and is a predicted model, not a curated record. NCBI's taxonomy places the organism in Eukaryota, Metazoa, Chordata, Aves, Passeriformes, Motacillidae. The transcript has 5 exons. Gene Ontology annotation, cellular component: cytosol. Gene Ontology annotation, biological process: response to selenium ion.